Molecule: messenger RNA, 492 nt
Organism: Sorex araneus (European shrew)
Lineage: Eukaryota; Metazoa; Chordata; Mammalia; Eulipotyphla; Soricidae
Product: prolactin-inducible protein homolog
Exons: 4
Coding region: 1-492 (163 amino acids)
Biological process (GO): regulation of immune system process; proteolysis
Cellular component (GO): extracellular region
Molecular function (GO): aspartic-type endopeptidase activity
Source: RefSeq, a predicted model, not a curated record
AUGCACUCCGUCCAGCUCCUGUCCAGGGCCAGUGCUGCCAUCCUGGUUCUCAUUCUCUGUCUGCAGCUGGGAACCAACAGUGCUCAGAACAAUCGAGAGACUAUAGAAAUGGAGUUGAGUUUCCCUGAAACAGUAGAAGCAGAAGAGGGGGUGACUGCAAAAUUAAAUUUGAAAACACAACUGAAAGAAUGCAUGGUGGUUGAAACUCAGCUAAAAGGCUCUCGUCCUAUGGACACCUCUUUCGACCUCAAACAGACUGUCUGCCUUUGCAACGAUUACCCAAGAAACUUAUACUGGGACUUCAUUGCCGAACGCACCAUGUACAUAGAGGCUCAUGCUGAUGCAAUUGCUGAACUUGGCAUCUGCCCUGACAAUAAAGCAGUGGUGCCAAUUGUGGGAAAGCACAAUUUUGUGUUGAAAAAAUUGACUGUAACUGAUGAUGAGCAGUCUACCUCUAUGCCUUCCAAUGGGUUGUCUUCUAAGGAUAUUUGA